CAGAAGACCAUGUGACGGAGACAGAGUGUGAUGCGACUGAUUCCUGGCGGACGGUGCUCGACUGUUAUGGCUCCUCCUGCCUGCCACAGUGGUAAGGCCGAGACGUAACACCAACGCAGGGGAACGGGAAUAACCCGACAACUGUGCGACUUUUUCCGGAGCCACCGCCGCGGAAAAUGACAGAUCUCACCAUGCUCCUGAAAAAGGCAUAGACGACGUGCUCGCCUCUUCUGCUGUGAAAGCUUCGACAUUUCUUCACCCUUAACAACACAACCAAAUGAACUCCGUCAGAGCAAGUAACGUUAGCAGAAGACCAAGGCGAGUGUCGAGGCCGCGCCCGGUACAGCCGGAGAGGAACCACCAGGAAAGAGAUGAGGACGUUCCUGCAGAUAUGGUUGCAGAAGAAUCUGGUCCAGGAGCUCAGAAUAGUCCAUACCAACUUAGAAGAAAGUCUCUGCCCAAGAGAACAGUGUGUCCGACAAAGACAAACAUGGAGGGUGCUUCCACUUCAACCACAGAAAACUUUGGACACCGCCCGAAGCGACCCAGAGUUUCAGGAAAGUGCCAAGAUUUACCAGCAGCAGCUCCAGCAGAGCAGUAUUUGCAGGAGAAGCUUCCAGACGAGGUGGUGCUAAAGAUUUUCUCGUACCUUCUGGAGCAGGACUUGUGCCGCUCCGCUUGUGUGUGUAAGCGCUUCAGUGAGUUGGCCAACGACCCCAUCCUCUGGAAAAGACUGUACAUGGAAGUUUUUGAGUACACGCGGCCCAUGAUGCAUCCUGAGGCAGGGAAGUUCUACCAAAUAAACCCAGAAGAAUAUGAGCAGCCAAAUCCCUGGAAGGAAAGUUUUCAACAGCUGUAUAAAGGAGCACACGUUAAGCCAGGCUUUGCGGAACACUUCUACAGUAAUCCUGCUCGGUACAAAGGAAGAGAUAACAUGUUUUAUUAUGACACCAUAGAGGAUGCCCUGGGAGGGGGCCAGGAGCCUCACUUUGACGGCCUCAUUUUUGUCCACACGGGUAUUUACACAGAUGAAUGGAUCUACAUAGAGUCACCCAUCACAAUGAUCGGAGCUGCUCCUGGAAAAGUGGCAGAGAAAGUCAUCAUUGAAAACACCAGAGACUCCACGUUUGUGUUCAUGGAAGGUUCUGAAGAUGCCUACGUUGGAUACAUGACCAUUAGGUUCAAUCCUGAUGAUAAAUCCGCCCAGCACCACAAUGCACACCAUUGCUUGGAGAUUACGGUCAACUGCAGCCCAAUUAUUGACCACUGCAUCAUACGCAGCACCUGCACAGUGGGAUCCGCUGUGUGCGUUAGUGGUCAAGGCGCAGGUCCAACAAUCAAGCAUUGCAACAUUAGUGAUUGUGAAAAUGUUGGUCUUUACAUCACUGACCAUGCACAGGGAAUAUAUGAGGACAAUGAGAUUUCAAACAAUGCUCUCGCUGGGAUUUGGGUGAAAAACCACGGUAACCCAAUCAUCAGGCGGAAUCACAUCCACCAUGGCAGAGAUGUGGGUGUUUUUACAUUUGACCACGGAAUGGGUUACUUUGAGAGCUGCAACAUCCAUAGGAACCGCAUUGCCGGCUUUGAGGUAAAAGCAUACGCCAACCCGACAGUGGUGCGCUGUGAGAUUCAUCACGGCCAGACAGGAGGAAUCUACGUGCAUGAAAAGGGCCGCGGCCAAUUUAUUGAAAAUAAGAUCUAUGCAAAUAACUUUGCUGGCGUGUGGAUCACCUCCAACAGUGACCCCACAAUACGGGGAAAUGCUAUAUAUAAUGGCAACCAAGGUGGGGUGUAUAUUUUUGGUGAUGGACGAGGUCUCAUCGAAGGAAACGACAUCUAUGGGAAUGCCUUGGCAGGGAUUCAGAUCAGGACUAACAGCUGCCCUAUUGUCAGGCACAACAAGAUCCACGACGGCCAGCAUGGUGGCAUUUAUGUGCACGAGAAAGGACAAGGCGUCAUCGAGGAGAAUGAGGUGUACAGUAACACACUUGCUGGCGUGUGGGUCACCACCGGCAGCACGCCGGUACUGAGGAGGAACAGGAUACACAGUGGGAAGCAGGUCGGGGUCUACUUUUACGACAACGGCCAUGGUGUGCUGGAAGACAAUGACAUUUACAAUCACAUGUACUCUGGGGUUCAGAUAAGAACUGGCAGCAAUCCUAAAAUCAGGCGGAACAAGAUCUGGGGAGGUCAGAAUGGAGGCAUUUUGGUUUAUAACUCAGGCCUGGGCUUUAUUGAGGACAAUGAGAUUUUUGACAACGCCAUGGCAGGAGUUUGGAUCAAGACUGACAGCAACCCCACUUUGAGAAGGAACAAAAUUCAUGAUGGGAGGGACGGUGGAAUCUGCAUAUUUAAUGGAGGAAGAGGGUUGCUUGAGGAAAACGACAUCUUCAGGAAUGCCCAAGCAGGUGUGCUCAUCAGCACCAACAGCCACCCCGUGUUGAGGAAAAAUCGAAUAUUUGAUGGCUUUGCUGCAGGUAUCGAGAUCACCAAUCAUGCCACAGCCACUUUGGAGGGCAAUCAGAUCUUCAACAACCGCUUUGGAGGGCUUUUUCUUGCAUCUGGCGUCAACGUUACGAUGAAAGAUAAUAAAAUAAUGAACAAUCAAGAUGCAAUUGAAAAGGCCGUGAGCAGAGGUCAGUGCCUGUACAAGAUUUCAAGUUACACCAGCUACCCAAUGCACGACUUUUACAGGUGCCACACCUGUAACACCACAGACCGCAACGCCAUCUGCGUGAACUGCAUCAAGAAGUGCCACCAGGGACACGACGUGGAGUUCAUUAGACACGACAGGUUCUUCUGUGAUUGUGGCGCAGGGACGUUGUCAAAUCCUUGCACAUUAGCUGGAGAGCCAACGCACGACACCGACACACUGUACGACUCUGCACCUCCUAUAGAGUCCAAUACGCUGCAGCACAACUGAGCUCAAGACCCACAUGUUGCACCUCAGCAGUAAUGGACAUUUUGGACCAUUGCAGAGGACUAAACACACAUUUUAAAUAGACUCUCACAGAGCAUUUACAGUGACUUAAAUGUAACAACAGACUUGGAUACAAGAGAAGAUGCCUAGCCUUUCUUUUCAUUGCUUUUCUAAAACAAGAUGACAUUAACAGGAGAGCUGAAGAGCAAGUGGUUGCCCAAAGAGAACAGUGACAACUGCCAGAGUGGCUCAUCAGCUUUGGAGGGAAAAAAUGCCGUCUUGUACAAACUUGUGGCGAAAAGACACGGCGUUGUGGAGUAAAAGGCACCUCGAAGGCCGCAAUGCUUCCAUCAGUGGGUGACCGAGCUGCUCAUACGAUACGUAUGAGGAAAAAUGACUUAGCACUUCAGCUUUUUUUGUUCCACUCAACACAACUGUUCAUUUGAUUUUAAUGUUUUUGUGUAAUUUUGUAUUUUCAUGCAAAAAUCUUACUGUACUUGAAUGUCUUUAUUUUAUUAAAUGUGUUUAUUUUUAUUAUAUCCCAAAUUGCUGUAAUUAUACUCAUGUCGCAGUAUCUAACUUCUUUCUGUGAAAGAGAUGUGAGAAAUGAGGGAAACACUAAAUGUUUCUCCUGCAACGCUGGCUCAGUCACUUUUCCCUCUCCAAAGGAACUGUUAGACACGUCUUACUGGAUUUGUUGGACUAUCAAGCACGUUAGCCGCUUAAUCUGCUCCUUUCCUUUCAAACGUUAACGUGACAGUUUCAUGUAUUGACAUGUCUGUUUGGAAUUAACAGAUGAGUUUAUUCAAACACAUGACCAAAAUUAACAAUGUUGCUUUAAAAAAACAAAAACAAAUUCAGACAUUUUUCUACCUGAUCAGAUCCUAUUUUGUUUGCCAACGUUGCAGGAGAACUUCUUAGGCUUUUUUUCAGCUUGGCUGAAGCUGAGACAAGUAUCUCCAUACAGCGCUAUAAGUUUCAUGAUGCCCUUUCCCUCCCAUCCAUGUGUACUGGUGAUUGUGGGUUCUCAUUCAGACUGAAAUGUAUGCAUGUAUCAUAACAUCUAGACUUAAUAUAUUGUGAAGUAUUCAAUAACCGUUAUGUAGGCGCUAGUUUGAAUUAAAAGGGUUUAAUUUCCUAGGUGAAACAUUGUCCUUUUUUGUAAAAAAAAUAAACUUUAUUGGAUCACGAAAA
Molecule: messenger RNA, 4114 nt
Organism: Doryrhamphus excisus (bluestripe pipefish)
Lineage: Eukaryota; Metazoa; Chordata; Actinopteri; Syngnathiformes; Syngnathidae
Gene: fbxo11a
Product: F-box protein 11a
Biological process (GO): regulation of apoptotic process; ubiquitin-dependent protein catabolic process
Molecular function (GO): zinc ion binding; protein binding
Source: RefSeq, a predicted model, not a curated record